Molecule: messenger RNA, 4357 nt
Organism: Anopheles coluzzii
Lineage: Eukaryota; Metazoa; Arthropoda; Insecta; Diptera; Culicidae
Gene: lft
Product: protein limb expression 1 homolog
Exons: 6
Coding region: 951-2072 (373 amino acids)
Biological process (GO): autophagosome maturation
Cellular component (GO): cytoplasm
Source: RefSeq, a predicted model, not a curated record
GAUUCAUGCAUUCAUUUGCUCUCAAUCCGUCGAUGAGUAAGGAGGUGUUUGCGCGAGCUCUUUAGCUGGAAGAGUGGUAGUUUUGCGUAGAGUUAAACGUCUGCUAGCGGUGAUCGUGCGAAACGUGUGUUGUGGAUCGAUCGUACACCGUGGUGCAUCGUGAGAGUUGAGCGCGUUACAAAUAUUUCCAUCAGUGGCUAACAUACCAUCGUGCCAGUAAAGUCGUUAUUAAAACAUUGUGAAUAACAGCAAAACAGAUUCGUUGUUCCGUGUGCUCGGGCUCAUCGACAGUUGUAGUGAUUGAUCGUUGUGAUAGUGAGUUCCGAUAUCUUACCAAAGUGAUGAGUGCAGUGUUGUAAAUCAAAGUGCAAAGGUUUGCGGUGCCAAUGCGAGCUUCAAAGAAGGGCCAGUUUUGUACCAAUCAGCGGUAAGAGUACAGCCGUAAUAGUACCUGAAAUAUUCUCUCCACAAUAAUUGAUACACAAACAGUACGGCGUAUUUCUGGGUGAAUCAAUCGACCAUAUAUUUUUGGAGUGCUCUCAAAUAUGACCGUGCUACAUCUGCAUGAUAUCUCUGGUAUCUCCAUAGUGUAAAAAUGUGUAAAGUUGGUUGAACGCCCGCAAGUGCAGCCCACGCUCAGUAAUGUGUGACCCGCACAACUAUCCCGCGAUCCGGUGAUGUACAUUUAAUCGCUUGUAUGCAGCGCGCCUUGUUACUGUGUAAUAUUACUUAGCGUUUUAGGGUGGAGAGUGUUCUAGUGUGUUUGUUUGUUUGUUUGUUUGUUUGAUUGUGUUUUUAAUUGUUAUAGUUACACCCCUACCCCCUCCCUCAUUCGCUACCGGUCGGUGAAGCAAUGUGCAGCCCAGUAGUAGUAUGCCUAGUCUAGCGUCGCGCGCGGCCGCACAGUACGUUGUUGAGAGGCUGCAGUCGAACGUCCGCCGCGUAUUGCGAUGCACAAGGUCAGCACCCUACCGACCGGAACAAGAAUGAACCAGCAUCAAAGUGACCUAGUGACCUCAGUGACCGUAUCGAAAGGAAGUGGUGCCGCCGGGGCACAGAUCGGGCCGAAAUCUGCGCACGCUGCCAAUGCACCGAACGGUGCGUCCACGCUCAACAACAACAAUCUGAGCAGCAAAAACAAAAACCCUUCCGCCCAGCCGAACUCGCCGGACAGUGUCAUACAUAUGACCAACGUGAGCGUGCCGCCGAAGCUGCUCGUGCCGAACGGGAAGAGUCAGGCCCCGGCCGUACCGUCGGCACCGGACGCGCGGGCCAAGCAGGUGCUGAAGGAGGCGGUCGAUGCGGUUGUAAAUAGUUUUGCCAAACACACGCAAGGAUACGGGCGAGUGAACGUCGUCGAAGCACUGCAAGAGUUCUGGCAAAUGAAGGCAGCGCGCGGAGCGGACCUGAAGAAUGGCGCACUAGUGAUAUACGAAUCGAUUCCGUCCACCAGCCAACCGUACGUGUGCUACGUGACCCUGCCCGGUGGAAGCUGUUUUGGGAGUUUUCAGAACUGCCCCACGAAAGCAGAAGCACGGCGAAGCUCCGCGAAGAUAGCUUUAAUGAAUUCCGUAUUCAACGAACACCCGUCCCGGCGCAUCAGCGAUGAUUUCAUCGAGAAGGCGGUCACCGAGGCGCGUGCCUCGUUCAAGGGCGAUCAGAACCAGGAGGACGACGGGCCCGACACCGGCAUCGGAGCGUUCAGAUUCAUGCUGGAAACCAACAAAGGCCGCACCAUGCUCGAGUUCCAGGAGCUGAUGACCGUGUUCCAGCUGCUGCACUGGAACGGUUCGCUGAAGGCGAUGCGCGAACGGCAGUGCUCGCGGCAGGAGGUGGUCGCCCACUACUCGAACCGAUCGCUGGACGACGAGAUGCGCCAGCAGAUGGCGCUCGACUGGAUCGAGCGGGAGCACGAAAACCCCGGCCUGCUCAGCCGGGAGCUGGCUAUAGCCGAGAGAGAACUAGAGACUGCCCGUCUGGCGGGCCGGGAGCUGCGGUUCCCCAAGGAGAAGAAGGACAUCCUGCAGAUGGCGCACAACCAGCUGACCGGGGGCAGCAACAUCAACAGCUGAACCAGUCGCCUGCUGCCAUUUUUGUUUCUUCUCCCCCCUCCGAUCCCGCUUUCACCCCACUUCAACAUCCCGCGGUGGCCGCGGCGGACGCAUCUAACGCAAGCAAGCUAAUUUUAACUUACAUAUUAUUCUUAUUUUUUUGUUAGGCAUUUGUUUUUUUUUUUUAAAUAUGAAUCCAAUUAACGGCAACACAUUGCACACACAUACAUGGCCGUUGAUGACGCCGACGGUAGUUGACAGGCACGGCGUUACGGAAAUGAAAAAGCAUGUAGUAGAUCUCUGCUACCUGAACGAUUUUGUUUUAACUGCUUUCGAUUACAUUCGAUUUUAUAGCAAACGCUGUGCUAAGCACGACUCCACUAUCAUCAUCACAUCGAUCACGAGAUUGUUAGGCGUGAAAUAUCGAUCGAUGUCGUAUUGGCAAGUAACAAAAGUAAAACAAACAGAGGAAAAAAACGUAUUGCUAGAUGCAACGGUUCACCUACAAUGCUUGGCUACAUUAAAGAGCUAUCUUGCGCGAGAAACGCAACGUUUACAUUACUACCCAAGUAAACUUAGUUUCUUCCCCCCUUCUUUUCGGGAUCUAGAGAUUAAUUCUUCGUACAGGAAUCACUUUCUCCCACGAUCGUUUAUUAGCAAUCCGCGAAGCAUCCAAAAUACGGUCUCUCGUGCAAGCUAUUCAAACUGACUAACAUUUUAACGAACGACUGCAUCAUUCUCUUACCACUUGUACAUAAAAAGCGAGGUAGAAAGAGAGAAAGAGAGAGAGAGAUAGAGAGAGAGAGGGAGAGAGAGAGAAAGUGAGAGAAGAAGAGCACUAUCAUAUAGAGUCAGUACGAACAACGAAAGCGCGGAUCGAAAAAUGCGUUCUCUGUGGUCUGUGGUAAAGGUAACGAACGUGCGCAAGAGCAAGAACAAAGCAUCGAACGUUUAAACGUUAUUUUUUAACUUUACGUUUAAACAUUUUUAACCCACUCUUAACGUCUCCCUUCCCAAGGGCUGUUGAAAAUGCUACAGUUUUUGAGUAAAAUGGUUUAAUUUUAUUGUUCCUUUCACCUUUCGCAUGCAUGCUCACCACCACUCUCCUUCCACCCUUUCAAGCAUUGUGUUGAUUGCGUUUAAUUCAGAUGCCUGUUGACAGAGUAAUAAAACAGCAACAAAAAAUGUGAUUUUUAAUUUCGACAAGAUUAGGUAAUGUGCAAAAGCAAAACAAGAAAAAAAAGCAAAAUUUAUUAUUAUUUUUUCGUCGUGAACGCUAUUUAUUUAAAAAGGAUGAUAGAGAGAGAAUAAAAACGAGGAGGCAACAAAAAAGCUUAACAAAAAAAGAAGUAGAAGAAGUAGAAAGGCAAAACGGUGUUUUAUUUACAAUCGACAAUCGUUGACUAGGCUAGGUAAUGGAAAUUUUAUUAUUAUUUUUUUGCAACACGUGAAGCAACAACGCGAACUUGCAACAAAACAAAAACUUUCGGCCAAAUUUUAAUCUUAAUUGAAAUUUAUAACAAACAAAAAACAAAAGUUACGUGUUAGAAAGAAAAUACAAAAUGAAAAUGUAGAAGAAAUGAGACGGGAGAAAGAGAGAAAUAAUGAGAUAAGAAGAAGAAAAGUAUGUGCGAGAGAAAGAGAGAGAGAGAAAAAAGUAUAAAUUAAAGAAAAAAAUUCUAAUAAACAAAUCUAAACGAAGAAAUUGUGAUUCUUAUGUUUAACUAAAUUUACGAUAAUGUACGAUUACGAAAAGCGGCAACAAAUCAUACAACAGAAAAAAAGAAGGGAAAAAAAGAAAUCAAAACAAAAAGAAGCAACAAAACAAGCACAACAACGAUUUUAAGUCGACUACCAGCCACAAACCGUCGUUUGUUUCUAGUUUUACGAUUUGCUUCGUAGCAAAAUUAACUCAAAUACCACAACCCCAGUGGAAAAACAAUCAUUUCUGUCCCGUAACCCAUAACGCAUAUGCUUGCAGCCUUAAUAGAGUAUUUUGUUUUUAGUAAUUAUGAAGUAUCAUCAUUUUGUUUUCACCUAUCCACCCCCGGGGGGAUUGCCAGGAUCAGAUCAGUAGGACACGAAAUAGGAGAGAGAGAGAGAGGAGUGUUUUUUUUUCUUUUCUUUUUAAAUCAAAUCACGCUAGCGCGCGCUGCUAAUGACACAACGAAUAACAAACAACACACGUCUCCGUUACGUAUUUUGUAAUGAAAAGCAAAUAAUACGCAUUGUACAACACAGCACCGAGCGAGCGAACAUUGUGGCGCGUGAUACAAAUAAAUGAAUUUUAACAAUAUACAUACAUA